Molecule: messenger RNA, 534 nt
Organism: Caenorhabditis remanei
Lineage: Eukaryota; Metazoa; Nematoda; Chromadorea; Rhabditida; Rhabditidae
Exons: 5
Coding region: 1-534 (177 amino acids)
Biological process (GO): protein homooligomerization
Molecular function (GO): protein binding
Source: RefSeq, a predicted model, not a curated record
AUGUUGGCAAGAGCAUCUCUCCACUCAAAUGGCGCGGAUAUGCAUACUGCUGAGUAUGCGGAGUAUAAGAAGGAAGAAAUCACAGCCCAUCACGCCCGUGAUUUGGUACAUAUAAAUGCAGGAGGUACAAGAUUUACAACUCUUUACGACACACUGGCACAAUCCAAAUCCUCGUAUUUCUUGAAUUUUAUCCGGAUUGAUCGAACAACUGGAAAAGUUGUCUUGCUUCAGCAGAGGACUAUUCGUGAUGAGUCAGGAGCCAUAUUUGUCAACCGUGAUGGACGCCUAUUUGCAUUUGUUCUGCAAUUUAUGAGAGACGGCAAGAACACUGUCCUGCCUAAAGACAAAGACUUGUUGGCACAGCUUAGGAGAGAAGCGGAUUUCUUUGGCAUGGAGGUAUUCAAGUACCUCAUUCAAGAGACACUCGUCGAUUUGGAAAAAGAACAGCGUGCCAGUACCAUUGAUAUUGCCGACAUUCGUAAUUCAGUCAACCAAAUUGCAAACAACACGUAUUACACUGGAGGACGUAAUUGA